AUGGGCGAAGCACACGAGGGUGCUGAGAGAGAGAGCAGGCAGCCAUCGACCUUUGCCACCUGCCCUACGAAGCUCUGCCACCAAGGCCAUUGGCAGAGGUGGAGAUCGAGAGCGACGAGGGCUUCAGUGAAGUGCCUCGAUCAGUCGGAGGAGAAGGUGCUCGACCUCCGUGUGACAGCACCUUGCAGCCGUGCGAGCGAAGCGCCGCUGUGGCAGCAAUUCCGGUCAUCCUGGCCUCACAAGAAGCAAGAAAGCGAAGCCUCAAAGGGCUCGAUUGCUGCACACGAGACGGAUUCCGUCAUUGAGAAGGCGGCCAUCGAUCCUUUUCAUCCCUCCUUCGAAGCUUUGCCUGUUCUUUUGCAGCACCUUGCCGUGCGAGACAUGCUGUACUGGCGAGUGACAUCCCGGCAGACCCGGAGUCCAGAGGUCUUGACACGGCAUGUGGCCGAGCUUGGAAGGUUUGACACGCCCGCCUCCAUGGUCGCCUACUUUGAUGCUGUGGAGCAACUCGAGGGCCCUCCGCGCCGAUCAACCUCCGAAGCCUUUGCCGAUGAUGUCGGCUUCCAGAAGCGCUUUGAAUGCCAAUACUGGUGUAUUACGCUUGCGAGAGCCACCACAACUCAUUUUGGCGAAAGUGUGGUCCGAGAGAUUGUUAUCGAGAACCUCGAGAGCUUAAUCGGGCACUGCCUUCACACAGAUCAAUCCGUGCGUGAAGCCGCACACUAUGUAGUUGCGAAUCAUGCCUUUGGCGGCCUCGGCUUCGUGAAGGAACGGAUCGCGAAAGCAGUGCUCAGUCAGAUGAGAGACAUCCUGUCAACGAGCGAGGAGGAAAUCUCGGUGACCUGGGUUCGCAUGUUUUUCUGCAUGCAGCAUCUCAAAACGCUCCUGCGAUCACUGACGAAGCCUCAGCGGCAGGCGUGGGCCUCCAUGUUGGCCACAAUCCUACAUCGACUUCAAACACCCUCAGCUCCGCAGCUGUCUUGGGCUGCUAGCCACAAGCAGGUGGUGGAGGAUCUGAAGCUUCUCUGGCUUGCGGAUGACGAUCCCAACGGAGCUUAUGCAGACACUAAGCGGCGGCUGGAAGUCUUAAUGAAAUCCCCGAACUUCGAAGGUGUGAGGCAGGACCUGCACAGCCUCUUUAUGUGCUGA
Molecule: messenger RNA, 1149 nt
Organism: Symbiodinium sp. CCMP2592
Lineage: Eukaryota; Dinophyceae; Suessiales; Symbiodiniaceae
Source: the annotation of a GenBank genome assembly